ACGAUCGCGGCAAACACUUGCAUGUCUCUUCUAUUGGCGGAUUUGAAAGUCACCCUUAGACAGCAUACCUCCUCAGACAGGUGCCGAUAGCCAUGUCAAGUAUUGACGACUUAUUCAAGAAGUCUGGGCUUCCCAGCAAACGAAAACUGGACCCAGUUCGUGACCCGACCGAGAUCUACAAAUCCGCCAAGCACAGCCCGAGCGGCCGCCGAAGCCGACAGGCGCACGUCGAAGAAGACCCCGACACAGCCAGGGAAGCCGGACCGUCGCCCCCACCCGACGGCGAGGAUGACGACCCCGACGGCGGCGACUACGGGCCGGCGGCGCCGCCCGCGGACGACGAGGACGAGGACGAGGAAGGGCGGUUCUUUGGCGGGGGCAUCACGGCGCAGGAGUCGGAGAUACUAGACUACGUCGAGGGGGCCGAGGGCGCGGGGCCCGCGGCGGCGGACAAGAUCGACGCGGCGUGGCUGCGGCGGACGGCGCUGUCGCUGGAGCGGCGGAUCAGCCGCAACGCGGAGCAGCGGGCGCGGUUCGCCGACGAGCCGGCGCGCUUCAUCGGCAGCGAGGCGGACCUGGACGCCGAGGUCAAGGCGCUGUCGUCGCUGGCCGAGCACCCGGAGCUGUACGCCGAGUUCGCGCGCCUCGGCUGCCCCGCCAGCCUCGCCGGCCUGCUGGCCCACGAGAACACCGACAUCGCCAUCGACGCCGUCGAGAUCGUCGGCGAGCUGACUGACGAGGACGUCGCCGCCACCGACGACCAGUGGGGCGCCCUUGUCGACGCCCUGCUCGAAGCCGACCUCCUCGGCCUGCUGCUCGGCAACCUCGCCCGCCUCGACGAGGCCCAAGAGGCAGACCGCGCGGGCGUCUACCACGCCCUCGCCGUCGUCGAGAACCUUUGCUCGCGCCGCGAGACCGCCGAGACCAUCGGGGCCGACGAGCCCCUGCUCCGCUGGCUGCUCGCACGCGCCGGCCGCGCCGAGAGGCCCGUCUCGCAGAACAAGCAGUACGCGGCCGAGAUCCUGGCCAUCCUUGUGCAGUCGUCGCCGGCGAACCGGCGGCGGCUGGCGGGCCUGGACGCCGUCGACGCGCUGCUGCAGCUCGCCGCCGCGUACCGGAAACGGGACCCGGACAAGGCCGGCGGCGGCGAGGAGGCCGAGUACAUGGAGAACCUGUUCGAGGCCCUGGCGUGCCUCGUCGACGAGCCCGAGGGCAAGGCCCGGUUCGUCGAGGCCGAGGGCGUCGACCUCUGCCUCAUCAUGCUGAAGGAGGGGAAGGCGAGCAAGGCCCCGUCGCUACGGCUGCUGCAUCACGCCGUCGCCUGGUCCAGCGGGGCAGAGGUCUGCGAGAAGCUUGUCGAGGCUGGCGGGCUGAAGACCACCUUCACCAUGUUCAUGAAGAAGCACGACAACCAGACCGCCGAGCACCUCGUCGGAAUCUUCUCGUGGAUGCUGCGGCUGCUGCCGGCGAACUCGGCCGAGAGGAUACGCACGCUGGCCAAGUUCGUGGAGAAGGACUACGAGAAGACGGCGAAGCUCGUCCAGCUCCGGCGGGAGUGCGCCGCCAGGGUGGAUGCCGUGCAGGCGCAGAUCGACGCCGAGCGGUGGGGCAUGGGCGACGAGGACAGGGCCGACAUGGCCGACGAGUGGUUCUCCAGGAGGCUCGACGCCGGCCUGUUCCGCCUGCAGACCAUCGACGUCAUCCUGGCGUGGCUGGUGGCUGAGGACGACGGGGCGAGGAAGAAGAUCGAGGCAUUGCUUGCCGACCGUGACGAGACCCUGGCUCUCCUCAGGGGUACGAUUCAGGAGCAGCUCGACGGGCUAGAUGUCGAGACCGAUAAUGGCAAGGACACUCGAGACAUGCUCAGCACUCUGAUAGAGUUCCUCCAAUAGCCUGCUCGGCCAUUGUAUAAUCGUGUAGAAGAUUCAAUAAUGAGAUUCUAGGGCCAGUCAUCGGAUCUGGCCCUGUGAUGCAGGUUCCGAGGCUUCUAAUCUGUUACGGAGGAGAGUAUAAAAAACAGCCGUCCGAUUCCAUGCAUUUGCCGCUCUGUGCAAGAACCACUCCACUCCCCAAAUGCCA
Molecule: messenger RNA, 2079 nt
Organism: Phialemonium atrogriseum
Lineage: Eukaryota; Fungi; Ascomycota; Sordariomycetes; Cephalothecales; Cephalothecaceae
Product: Catenin-beta-like protein
Exons: 3
Coding region: 93-1892 (599 amino acids)
Cellular component (GO): spliceosomal complex
Source: RefSeq, a predicted model, not a curated record